CAAACACUCCAGCAGCUUGUAUUAGUCGCGAGACAGUACACGUGCAGUUCCUUCAUCAAUGCUUAUGAGAAGCAUCUAGGAAGCGACAUCAUAGGCGCAUCUGUUUGCGGCGCGUGGAAUUGAAAUAGCUGUUGCGAUUCUCUUGUAGAAUCAAAAUGGGCGAGCUAGCUGAUUACUUGGUCGAGCACGAUCCAAACUUCCGCAAAACUCGACUCCCUGCGCUGUAUUCCGACUUUCGCUCGCAAAAGACUCUGAAUCCAGAUGGCUACCACGCGAACAUCUCAGCCUGGCUACUUGCUCUCGCGAGGCUAGCCUCUGAAGGGCUAUUAUCUCGCCAGGGCUCCAAGUCCAGCGCCCUCGUUUUCGAUAUCGACGAAUCACUACGACGGUCGCUAAGUAGCAAACAAUUCGGCCAACCAUUGGCGCUCGGCACUGUCAUAAACGAAGCGCUGGCACAAAAGGAUCUGAUUCCCCUGCAGACCUUUCUGCAGUCAACCCAGAAUAUAUACCACCACCAGCAGGGUUGGUCGCAGGUGCCAUGGAAUGUAAUGGGAUGGGCCCUGCGGCAGAUAGGAGUUAUCGACCCGACUCGAGGCGAAGAUAAGAUACCCAAGGGCAAUUACGUUGUCAUGAAGAAUGUAGAAGCAACCAGCCGGGAGCUGGGAGAGACCAUUGCCGAAAGAACAUCACGGUAUGACCGAGUCUUCACGCGGGCCCAAUUUCAAGCACUAUUCGAAUCAGUGCUGGCUAAAGAUCAGCGACUGUCUGGGACAGAUUUUGAUGUGUUACUGAAAUUCCUCUCUCGAGAUAAGGAUAUGAUCGAAUACAAUGGCGACAUUGUCCGCAUCCAGGGAGUUGGUGAAGAAAGAGGGAUCACCGAGGAGGAUGCGUCUAUCGCAUCCAUAAAGGAGCUGGUGGGCAGCCUGGAACAUCAAGUUAAUCUGCUUAACAAGCGGAUAGACGAACUAGAUCAAGAGGCAAAGAAUGCAGUCCUACGGAAGAAUCGCGUAACAGCCUUAGCAGCGCUCAAAUCGAAGAAACGAGCCGAAUCUUCUUUAUCAACACGUUAUGCCACUCUGAACCAGCUUGAAGAGGUAGCUUCGAGGCUACAGCAGGCUUCUGACCAAGUACAGUUGGUCAAGGUUAUGGAAUCAUCGGCCAGUGCGCUGGAGAGCCUCAACGCCCAAAUUGGUGGCUCCGAAAGGGUCGAGACUACAAUGGAUCAUCUCAGAGAGCAAAUGAGCGCGACGGAUGAGUUGACUGCCAUUUUGUCUGAGCCCACUGGCAUCGUUGUGGAUGAAGGGGAGAUUGAUGAUGAGUUGGAGGCUUUGGAAAUGGAGCAGAAGAAGGAAGAGGAAGAGAAGCAACGCCGUAAGGAGGAGGCCAGGGAAGCUGCUAAAGCUAGAAAGGAGCUGGAUGAGCUGCCAUCUGUGCCAACAGAAGAGGCAGAGAGGAUGGGGGCGCAAUCACCAACAAGAGCGACUGGUAUUGCGAAGCUGACGCUCGAUGGGUAGAGGAGAAAUAGGUUGUAAGAGGAAGGGUCAUCAUUCGGAAUAUACUCAUGAGCUGGAAUUACAAAGGCUUUUUUUGCAAGGCAGGGCUGUAUACUGAUUUCAAGGUAUAGGUAUGGGCGUGAUGGAUGGAUACACACGUUCUAUUCUUUGACAAAUAGCAUGAGCAAAGGGUCGUUAUAGUUUCAAUAGAAGCAAUAUUCAGUAGUAGGAUCUUGCGAGAUUUGCG
This is a messenger RNA of Trichoderma asperellum CBS 433.97, 1740 nucleotides long. RefSeq lists its product as uncharacterized. Gene Ontology annotation, cellular component: multivesicular body; ESCRT III complex. NCBI's taxonomy places the organism in Eukaryota, Fungi, Ascomycota, Sordariomycetes, Hypocreales, Hypocreaceae. The record is from RefSeq and is a predicted model, not a curated record. Gene Ontology annotation, biological process: late endosome to vacuole transport via multivesicular body sorting pathway; vesicle budding from membrane.